This is a messenger RNA of Caenorhabditis remanei, 582 nucleotides long. RefSeq lists its product as uncharacterized. The record is from RefSeq and is a predicted model, not a curated record. The coding region runs from base 1 to 582 and encodes 193 amino acids. NCBI's taxonomy places the organism in Eukaryota, Metazoa, Nematoda, Chromadorea, Rhabditida, Rhabditidae. The transcript is spliced from 4 exons.
AUGUCUUUCGGAGAUCAUCUAAUUCUCGUUCAGAAUAUAUUUCUGAUUGUGUUCGUCUUCUGCCCAACAUGGAUCCUAUGUAAAGGAAAAAAGAAGGCGACUGGAGCAAAUACUCCUUCUAAAAGGGGGUCAUCGACUGAGUCUCUCGUAGUCAAAUCUGCGAUUAAGCCUCCAGUCACUGAUCCUUCUCCAAGUAUGUUGGGUGGAGUGAAAGAAGAGCCGAAAAAUGAGGAAACGAAGCCAGCGGAAGGAAAAACGAGCGGAGAGAAUAAGGAUGCAGGUGCUGGAGACAAAGAAGCAAAUGAUGGAUCAAAGGAUGGUCAGAAAGAGGGAGCAGGAUCCGCUGAUGACAAGACAAAGGAGAACAAAGACCGUUCUCUGAAACCGUUCCCUAAGUUUGAGAUGCCAACGGAGAGCAAGAAAAAGAAGAAACAGAAUGACAACGAGAAGGAUAAAAAAGAGAAAAUGAAGACAGGAUUCUAUCAAGAAAAAUCUGAUGAAGAUGACACACUCGAAAAGGUUGAAAGUCUUCAAGUCGAACAAUCCGACAAAACCAAAAGAUCGCAGAAAAAGAAAAAGUGA